Molecule: messenger RNA, 1246 nt
Organism: Durotheca rogersii
Lineage: Eukaryota; Fungi; Ascomycota; Sordariomycetes; Xylariales; Xylariaceae
Exons: 2
Coding region: 141-1169 (342 amino acids)
Source: RefSeq, a predicted model, not a curated record
GUCGUAUAUCACCCUAUGUUCUGGCACUAACAUGACGGGCAUCCAGAGGUUGAUAGGGCGGUUGAUAACCUGGUGAAGAGUGGAAAGAUGUUCGGCCCAACAGGAGGGCGGCGUGAGUUUAACCCAGCCACAGCUCUGAAAUGACGCUGGGCACGUCUGAACGUGUCUCGGGGAUUGGAGGAGCUUCCCGCUCAGGAGAUGAUAUUAAUCGGUAUACAGAUGGCCGUGUCCCCUCUGUUCACUCAGGACCGCGUCCCCAUUCCGUGGAGUUUGGCGACCCGCGCGCCGGUCACCCCGGCCCUAACCUGCAGAACUUCUAUGCCGCGCAACGACACCAAUCUUCGCGCGGUUCCAACGAGGCGGAGCAGAUGAUGCAGGCCAAGCGGAGGAUGGCGGCUCAGCGGGAGCGAGAACUGCGCAACUAUCAUCAAGAGCAGCAAUACAACCGAAAUGUCCUGGCUGAUAUAUCCUACAGCGGCAAACCCGAGCGCGCUCUCAGCCCCGGUAACAUGUCCGAAGAUGACCGCCGAGAGUUGAUCGCCCGCCAGCGUAGCGCCUUGUACGGCGAUGCCAGCUUCUCUGACGAGUCUGCUGGUCGACCAGGGGCACCGGGUUUGCCAACUACGACGUCGGGUCAUCGUGGCCCUUCGCCUCUGGCUUACGACUAUGGACGGGCAGCCACAGGUAACGCCUCGGAGACUCCCACGCAGUCCGGCGAGGCUCAGGUCCUCUCCCGCGCCAACAGCAACGCCAGCCCUCAGUCAAACCCGCCUACCAACAUGGGCAUUUUUGACGCUACGGUCGGUCAGCAGGCUAGCCGCACGAGCAGCUCCUCCCCGACUGGCGUGUCCCCUCCUCGAGCUGGCGGGUCGACUAAGGGGGCCCAGACCGGUACCACGGUAGCCCCCAUCGGCACCCGGCCGUCGGCUGCCUCGCAGGCGUCCAAUCCCGCGCUGAACAAGCGUUCUACCACGCCGCUGCCUUCGCCACUCAGUCACGGCUUCUCUGCCUCGAGCGCCAACGAUGAUAGCGGCCAGGGCAUCUCAGGCUCAGGCGCCCCCUCCAACCCACCCAGCGCUGCUGCGGACGGCUACAACGGCUGGGGCAACCGCUCCGCUGUUUGGGGUAACAAGUCCAGUUUAGGAGUUCAAGCGAGCGUUUGGGGUUAAGACAGCAGCGCCACAACAAUCCCAGCGGGUUAGGAACGCUCUCCUAAACCUCGGCACGGCUGCAGCCGCAGCAACCA